AUGAAAAAAAACUUACUUCCAUUAUUUAUUUUUAUAUUAUUUUUUUACAGUGUUGUAAAUAGUAGUUGUCCAAUUUGUUUGGAAGAAAAUGAUAUUUGUGGGACUAUAGGAACUUGUAGCUAUGGUACAACUUGCUUUAAAAACUCUUCUCUACCAUCAAGUCAAAUUAGAAAAUGUACCAAAUUCUUGGGAGAGGGUGAUGAAUGUGGAAUUAGUAAUUUUAAAGAUUUAUGUGUUGGUGGUAAGUUAUCAUGUUUGUACCAUAGUUUCGCGACUUUAGGUGAGUAUUGUGAAUUAGAUACGGAUUGUGCAACUGAUCAACUUUCUUGUGCUAAUAAGGAAUGUAGAUUGAAACUUUCUAAAAAUUGUGAUGGAUCGGAUUCAAAUUGUAAUUAUGAUGAAUAUUGUAUAGAUGAUUCUUGUAAAAAAAUAAAAUUUGAGGGUGAAUCGUGCACUUCCUCAAGCCAAUGCUUUGGUAAAAUGUCAUGUAAAAAUAAUGUUUGUUUUAAAUCAAAACUAGUUGGAUUAGGUGCUGAUUGCUCUAUUAAUAAUUGUGAUUACAAUAAAGAAUUAUAUUGCUCAUAUGAUAUUUGUAUUGAAUACGUUGAACCAAGCACAAAAUCAUGUAAUCCUAAUGCUACAUCUAACCAAUGUCCAUCCGAUCUAAUAUGUAGUUGUUCAGAUGAAGAAUGUUAUACAAUUUAUCCAACUCCACCAGAAAUGGAUAAAUAUUAUUAUUCAGACGAUUUGGAUAAGUGUGCAUUUGAUAAUAAGUGCUCAAUGGGUGAUGGUUAUAGAUAUAACUCAAAAUCCUGUAUUUCAAAACAUUGUAAAAAACAAAUAUGUAGUGGUUUAGUAGGUGGUUAUAAUAUUAAAGAAAGUGAUGAUUGUGGAAAGAAUGCAUUUUUUAGAGAUUCAUACUGUAAUUCUUCAUUUAAACUCACUCAAUCAAUAACCUCUUUAUUUGUAGUAUUAUUUUUUGUUUUUGUUAUUACUUUUUAA
Molecule: messenger RNA, 1002 nt
Organism: Dictyostelium discoideum AX4
Lineage: Eukaryota; Evosea; Eumycetozoa; Dictyosteliales; Dictyosteliaceae
Product: paramecium surface antigen repeat-containing protein
Exons: 4
Coding region: 1-1002 (333 amino acids)
Source: RefSeq, a predicted model, not a curated record